Schistocerca gregaria is the source of this 1593-nucleotide messenger RNA. Its product is annotated as DNA-directed RNA polymerase II subunit rpb3-like. Bases 4 to 891 code for a protein of 295 amino acids. Gene Ontology annotation, cellular component: RNA polymerase II, core complex. The transcript is spliced from 2 exons. NCBI's taxonomy places the organism in Eukaryota, Metazoa, Arthropoda, Insecta, Orthoptera, Acrididae. The record is from RefSeq and is a predicted model, not a curated record. Gene Ontology annotation, biological process: DNA-templated transcription. Gene Ontology annotation, molecular function: protein dimerization activity; DNA binding; DNA-directed RNA polymerase activity.
CGCAUGUCUACUGCGCGUGGUCCCAAAAUCGAUAACAUUUUACUCACGGAUGAAUCCAUCACGUUCGAUUUGAUGAACGUGGACAUUGGCGUUGCAAAUGCUCUGAGACGCGUGUUGAUUGCCGAAGUGCCCACGAUGGCGAUUGACUUGGUGGAGAUAUAUUCGAAUACGAGUCCUCUGCACGAUGAGUUUAUCGCUCACAGACUGGGUCUCAUACCGAUUUUGAGUGAGAGCUGCAAUAACAAAAAGUACAUUCGAGAGUGUGAUUGUGAGAACGGGUGUGAUUUAUGUCAAGUUGAAUUGAUGUUAGACGUGAAAUGCGUAGAUCAGGACCGGAUGACGGUUACAGACCAAGACUUGAUUGUGAUAUCCGGAGACGAGACGAUUCGUCCCGUUCCCUUGGUCACGGACAAGGCCGAGCAAGGAAUCACUAUAACCAAAUUGGCGAGGAAUCAAGAACUGAAGCUGCGGGCCAAGGUUCGAAAGGGAAUUGGCAAGGACCAUGCCAAGUACAUUCCCUCAGUGGGCGCCACCUUUCAGCUAGAUGUAGACAUUCGUCUGAACCAAAACGAGUUGGACAUGUUGAAAUCGAGCCAGAAGAAGGAAUUUGUUGACAGUUGUCCAACAAAGGUAUACAAAUAUGAUAAUAUGACCGAUAUUGUAGAUAUAGAGGACAGCACGCGGUGCACUUUUUGUCAGGUGUGCAAAGACAAAGCCCAGAAGAUGGGACAUCCAAACUUGGUUUUUCUGACAGAAAAGCAAGAUAAAUUUCGAUUUAUUGUGGAAACUUCCAAGUCGCUGCCCCCAGACGAGGUGGUGCUGAAUGGUCUUAAAGUUUUGCUGGACAAGCUGACGCGCAUCAACUCGUCAAUUUGCGGACGAGAUGGCUGAUCCCGCGUAUCUGCUGGUCUCUUUUUGUAGGGGCAGUAAAGCUGUUUUUUUGUAUCGCGUACACACUGUCGUUUUAUCCUGUCAUUUUUUUUUUCGUCUGGGCACAAAAGGAUCAGAUUCCAGGUGUGCUGGGGCGCCCGACAUGUGGUGCACUUGGCCGAAAAAGGCCGCGUUGCACUCUGUUUGCGGCGCGGAGGCUUGACUGAGCGAGAAGCUGGUGCCCAGUGCAUUUUUUUCUGGUGAAGUUUUUGCGUGUGUACUUUUUCUACGAGAGAUUCUUGUCGUUGGGAAUUCGCGGUAGAAAAAGCUAGACCGGGCGCUCGAGCGCGUGGGCCGCGAGCGCUCACCCCUUCGGCCAGCGAAGAACGCGUGGCUUUGCCCCUGAGAGAACGCGCGGGGACGUCGUGGGGUGCACGGCGCGUUUCGGUGCUGGACCCCUCAGGCCGUGAAGGCCGGCGAAGAGGGUGUGGGCAGACAGCUACAGAGGUGGUCGGCGUGUUUGCUGCCCAGAUGCGCGAUAAAGCUAGCCGGGUGGAAAGGCAACGCGCAAGCGCGUAGACUCUUUUUUCAGGUGCGAGCUCCUUGAGCAGGUCCGUUUUCUGCUCUCUCUUUCUCUCUACGGAGCGCGGGUUUUGGACCUCUGGGGGAGAAGGGGGUCUGGCGCGUUUGCUGCGCGAGUGAGCGCGCUUCGGAUGGGCGCUU